Molecule: messenger RNA, 5937 nt
Organism: Clupea harengus (Atlantic herring)
Lineage: Eukaryota; Metazoa; Chordata; Actinopteri; Clupeiformes; Clupeidae
Gene: syn3
Product: synapsin III
Biological process (GO): neurotransmitter secretion
Cellular component (GO): synaptic vesicle; synaptic vesicle membrane
Molecular function (GO): ATP binding
Source: RefSeq, a predicted model, not a curated record
CUAUCUAUCGAUCUAUCUAUCUAUCUAUCUAUCUUUAAAGAAACUAUAUCACCUCCAAAACACACAAUUGUCUAUACACAGAACAGCACAUUUCUCAGAAACGGCGUUUUAUAAGGACGACGGGGUGGAUUAGGCAAAGCCACUGCUAAUAGCCCUGUAAAUGACAUCAUUAGGCUAGUCAAUCCUGUGGCAUCAGUUCUCCCUUGUAGCUGUAUUUGUGAAAUAUUAAUGGGGAAAAAUACGCGCAUCGUCGAGCCGGUGGGAGGCGCUUUCUACCUUUCCCUAACGAUCCACCCAGCGAGGUUGGACGAGAUCCAGCAGGACGGUGCGCUCCCCCGCUCAUGUUCCCGGCAUGCUUUGAGAAACACGGAUCGAAGAACUGAGGCUCGAGCUGUGUGCAGGCUUUGUGGCACGAGCGCAGGGCAUCCCCCAACAGCACCGAUAUAGGACCGAAUCAUUCAGAGUGUUCUACCUUUUCUGCCCACCUCGUCCCAUCCUCCCGUCACCAUGAACUACCUGCGCAGGCGUCUCUCGGACAGCAGCUUCGUGGCCAACCUGCCGAACGGCUACAUGAUGGACCUCCAGCGCCCGUCCCCGUCCCCGUCCCCGUCCCCGACUCCGUCUCCGACACCCGGGCGCCCCACAAGCUCCACCAGCUCCCCGGCCUCCCCGGCCACGGAGAGGCGACCGCAGCCGUCCGUCUCACCCCAGCCCCAGGCUCCUGGCCCGGCAUCCUCCUCCCCCUUCUCGUCCACCUCCUCCACUAGCGCCCCGGCCGGCGGAGGCUUCCUCAGCUCUUUCUCCAGCGUGGUGAAGACGGCGCAGCUCGCCAGCGCAGUGCAGGCCAAGGCGGCGCAGGCGACGCAGGCGGCACAGGCGGCACAGGCAGACGCCACGCCCGCUGCGCCCUUGACGCUGCCCAAACCGGUCGUUCGCAAGCCCAAGGUGCUGCUGGUGAUUGAUGACCCCCACACCGACUGGGCAAAGUACUUCCGGGGAAGGAAGCUCAACGGAGAGUAUGAGAUCCGCGUUGAGCAGGCUGAGUUCACAGAGAUCAACUUAGCCUCUUAUGUCAGCAGCGGCUGCAUGAUCGACAUGCAGGUCACAAGAGGUGGAACUAAGGUGGUCAGGUCAUUCAAGCCAGACUUUGUGCUCAUCCGUCAGCACACGUACAGCAUGACUCCUGGGGAGGACUUCAGGAGUCUGGUGAUCGGCCUGCAGUUUGGAGGAGUAGCCAGUGUCAACUCCUUACUCUCCAUCUACAACUUCUGUAGCAAGCCCUGGGUGUUUUCCCAAAUGAUCAAGCUCUACCACAAUCUGGGACCUGAGAAGUUUCCUUUGAAUGAACAGACCUUUUACCCCAACCACUCACAGAUGCAACCCACGCCAACGUUCCCCGUGGUCGUGAAGAUGGGUCACGCUCACGCAGGCGUGGGAAAGAUUAAAGUGGAGAACCAGGACGACUUCCAGGACAUCACCAGUGUAGUCGCUCUGGCCAAAACCUACGCCACUUCUGAGCCUUACAUCGACUCCAAGUACGACAUCAGGAUCCAGAAGAUCGGGAACAACUACAAGGCCUACAUGAGGACGUCCAUUUCAGGCAACUGGAAGGCCAACACAGGUUCCGCUAUGCUGGAACAGAUUGCCAUGACGGACAGAUAUCGGCUGUGGGUAGACUCCUGUUCUGACAUGUUUGGAGGCCUGGACGUUUGUGCGGUGAAGGCCGUCCAUGGGAAAGAUGGCAAUGACUACAUCAUUGAGGUGAUGGACAGCUCUAUGCCUCUGAUUGGUGAACACGUAGAGGAGGACAAACAGCUGAUCACAGAUCUGGUUGUAAACAAGAUGACCAGCGUGCUGCUCGGAAUCACCUCCCCCCAGCCUACCUCAACUAAGUCACAGCCUGGUCCGCAGACAACCCAGCCCAGGCGUGUCACAGGGGGUCCCCGGUCUGCUGCUGGCUCUCCGUCCCAAUCAGCCCAUGCUUCUCCACAGCGAGCCCGAUCAGCAUCCACCUCCCCCAGCCAGGCCUUUCAGCCCGGGCCCAUCCCCGCCUCUGGCCCUGGGGGAGCCUCCCAGAAACAGCCCCCGCAGCUGAAUAAAUCGCAGUCCCUGACCAACACGUUCACCGAGUCGCUCCGUGGCGUCACCACCGAUGACGAGGCCAAGGCAGAGACCAUCCGCAGCCUCAGGCAGUCCUUCGCCAGCCUCUUCUCAGACUAGCGGACUGCUCCAUCCCCCCACACCGACAGCCCUCUCUCCCAACCCCCCCUCACCCCCAGCCAUCUCCAGUGCGGAGGGGCGCAGAGGUGAGUUAAAAGAAGAAGCACCUAGAGGGACAUUUUCACCAGGUGUGCUCUAGUUAUCAGAGCUGAAGACUCCUGUCACUCCCGCCCUGACUUCCUGUUUGAGACUCCAUCAGCAGGGGGAAGAGAAGCCCUCUGAUUGGUCAGUGGACGGAGCAGAGGUCCGUUGAUUGGUUCUUGUUAUUUGCUUUGGUUAUGCACAUGUGUGUUUGUUUCGGUUCUGGUUUGUAGUCCAAUAUGUUGUUCCGUAGUGUGAAAGUAAUGGUGUCAGUGCAGUAGAUGUAGCUUUGCAGUUCAAUGUGUCAGUAGGAUUCAUAUUCUUUCAUUAUUGUGUGUCCUUAAAGAAAAUCAUAUUAUGACUGAAAGACUAAUUUUUUAAAAACAUAAUUAUAAUAAUAAUUAACAUUAAAUGAACACGUCAUACAGACAUUGACUUUCUUGGAAAUUGGUGUCAAAGAUGCAUUCUGAUUUCUGAAAAGGUUAAUGUCCAUGUGGAAUGCAUGCACCUUUUUCUUGGUUCCUCCUCAAUAUACAAAUUAGAUGUGUGUACUGAGCUAAAACAAUGAAAACCCUUAAACCCAGAAAUGUAUUGAUGUACAAUAAUGAACUGCCCAUUUUAUUUUCAAAGGUUUUUUUGUAUUGAUCAGUCUUCCAUUAACAAUGAAUCUUCCCUUUAUAAAACCAAUAUAAUGUAACUACUUGAGAUAUCUUGUAUAUAGCUAUGAAAUACGUCAUAGUAGGGCACUGGUCAGUUAUAAUGCCUAGAUGUCUCUUAGUCAGCUUGAAGUUCCUUCCUAUCCUAGACUGUGCAGCAGAUCAUGCCAUGACAAAAGCAAUUCACAGCAGUUUGCUUAUGAACAGGCCGUGAUGUGAGCAUUGCAACCCAUUGACUUACAAUUAGCCUUCAUGGGACCGCCAUUUGUUCUUCCUUUGCAGAAAUCACCAGGUCAGCUGGGCUUUGUUAUUUAUGCUGUGUUACGCUGAAGGAAAGGCAUUGGUUAACAGUAUGUUUAAUAAUACUCAUGUGGAUAACAUGGUGGUCUGAUGGUGACGUGACUACAAUGGUUUCCAUGCAAGUAGGCAAGGGGUUGUGAGGUUUGAUUGCUGCUAUCCUAUCCCUCUAGUACAUCUUUAUCAGGAAACAAGCCAGUGAACCUGUAACCUGCUGUAUUCUUCAGGGCCUGUGUGUUCACAGCUUGCCACCAGGUGUGUAAACACAUCUAUUAUGCAGCGCUAACUCUCAUCUAACACUUGUUCAGGACCCUUCUGGGAUGGUGGGCUACUUUCACGAGACCCAUUCUGUGUUAAGUGUCCGUAGGUUACUAUGUGCUUAAAGUAGCAGUCCACUAUUCAAAUCAAAUACACUUUUUGUCAAAUUCUGUGAUUUGUUCCUCACGGUCCUCUAGCUGCACGUUCUGUGUUUGCGCUCAAAGGAACUCUGGUGUUUUUAACCAGUCUUGGCUCUGUAAAUGGGAAAUAAAUAAAGUGGCUUAGACCAAGCCACAAAUUAUUUCAGCCAAUCAACACAUUGCUUCAAGAGCAAGAAAAAAAAGGAAGGAUGUAAUUUCUUUGGCUGUUGAGUUCCAAUAUCAACAACCUUUUCGGCAGAGUUGUGGAUCAUACUUUUAAUGCUUAAUUAACUGAUAAGAACUGUGUACUUUUCAAAGUAGCACAUAUUGUUAUGAGAUGUACUUCAGGGUUAGCAUGAGGUUUAGGGUAAAGGUUAGUAACAUAAGGAUAUUCAAUAUAAUAAGAAACUCCAUGAUGUUCCCUGAAAACAAAGGGAGAUCUGCAAAAGAGUGCCAAAUCGUUAGAUCGUUGCUUAAGUUGGUAGCACAAUCAGUGCAUUAACAGUGACCAAAUGUCAUAGCGUAUCGGUCUCAUUUAGCGGACAGUUGUGACCCAGCAUAGUUCAUGCUAACAAGAUCUGUAGCAACUAAUGAGGAAAGCUAUUUCAUAGCUAAUGAAAUGGAGGGACCCUCCACAAAUUUGUGUAACCGUAGGUGAGAAGAAAUACGUCUGUGGCCAUACUACAAGAAGGUUCUUGGCUUGGAACGUGAUCCAGUCCAAUGUGUGGAAUGUAUGUAGUCAUUGCUCUUGAAGAGUCACGUAUGGCCGUCUGUAGCAAUGGUCCCAGCUAAUACAGAUUUAGCUGACGUACUGGUCCAUCAGUAAAAUCCUCAUGGUUUUAUCCGCGCUGAAAUACAUCUGAUGAUGCUUGAAAUAUCCCUUAUGUUGAGUCCUUAAACUUACUUUUUUUUCCCAUUGUAGAAUACUUGAUCAACAUAAGUACUACUUUGGGAUUUUCAUACAGCGCUUCCCUGAUUUUUUUAUUCAAAAUGAAAUAUCAAGUCUUGUAAACCCUUUUCCAAGGCAUCAUUUCAGGUCAAUUCAUUGUCUUAUCAUUAGUACAUUUGGCAGAGAUUACAAUACAUAGCUUUGGUUAAUUAUUUGACCCAAAAUGUAUAAAUUCAACAUAAAAAAAUUCAAAGAAAGAAUAAAGAAUAUUUCAAUUUUACACUUUUUUUUUUUAAGAGUUUGGUCUCUACUAUCUCCAACUCUUUUUUGCUUAUGUGUUGUAUCUGAAGUGCAAAUUUGACGUUACAAAUGUUGAAUCUGUCAAACGGACCAAAUUAUGUGAGUAAUGUCAAAGCUACGAGUUGUUACAUUGUUAGUUUAAGAGAAUGCUUACUUUCUGUGUAAAUGUGUCAUCUCAAAAUCAGCACGCACUAUACAGUGCUAUGAAAAGCCAUAAAAAUCAGUAGGCAACCAAGUGUGUUUAUAUUGCUAUGCUAAUGUGUUGCGUUCAGUCUGUACCGUUCAGUUAAGACUACAUUUCUCUCUCGGUUUACAUGUACAAUACAUUAUGUGUAGAGCAACUGUUAAAUUGAUAUUUCUACCAUCGUCAGCUGGUGUAAGCCAAUGGAGUCCGUUAUGUGUUUUACUAGUAUAACAGGGCAACGUUCUGCAUGGUGCACACAAUUAUUGCUCAGUGCUUCAAACCAAUAACACAUUUGCAGUGAUGCAGAUGGGUGCAUACACAUCUCCGAGAUCCUCCACUUCAGCGAAUGCAAUAAUAACAGUGAAGACGUGUUGAAUGCUGGGAUGGACGGGUGAGAUCUAGCUCAUACAGCAGCUAGCUGAGAAAAAGACAAAAACCCGUGACACCACUUAGAUAAGGAGAAAAUAGUCUGCCAUUGUGAAUGUUUUAAUUCUAUUCUCAUGAAGGUGAAUGAGCCAUAGAGAAUCUUCACUUAAGUGGCAUUGAACACAUCAGUCUUGUUCUGUUUCUGUGGCAUGACUGUAAGCUCGCUCUCUUUAUCUCUCUCUCUCUAUCUAUCUAUUUGUCUGUCUCUCUCCCUUUCUUUUUCUAUCUCUCUCUCUAGCUGUCUCACUCUCUCUUUUGUUCUUUUUCUAUCUAUCUCUCUAACAAUCUUUUGUGCCUCUGGUGUACAGUUGUAAGCUAUUGUUUUUGUCUGUCUGCUUGACUCUGUAAACGGAGUGUGAUAAACUGUAUGUGAAAACUGUGAAACAUAUCAGUUGCAUCUAUUUCCUUUAUUUAUUUGUACUUAUAAUGUAUCAUUUUGGUUAUUUGGUUAAGACUGGUAAUAAAGGUGGCAUUGUUUUAAUUUGA